AGAUGGCGGAGAGUGCGGAACUGAAGCAAAUGGUGAUGAGUCUCCGUGUCUCAGAGCUGCAGGUUCUGCUGGGAUAUGCCGGGCGAAACAAGCACGGGCGCAAACACGAACUUCUCACCAAGGCCCUUCAGCUGCUCAAGGCUGGCUGCAGCCCCGCCAUCUGCAUGAAGGUCAAGGAGCUGUACCGCCGACGCUUCCCCACCAAAAUGGUCCCCCCUACGGAGAUGACCCUGCCUGGACCACACCACCCGGCCUCUGGGGGGCUGGUCAGUGGAGGGGGCGCCGUGCUGCCUGCUGGACUCACCCAGCUGGCAUAUGAGGGCCACGCGGGGGCGCCCUCACCGGCAGCGCUGCUACCUCUGUCUCUGCUGGGGCCUGGGAAGCACGAGCUGAGCUCCCUCACAGCGUCAGGACACCACCUGGGGUCAGCAGCAGCAGCCACGCUGCACCCUGUGCACCCUGACGUCAAGCUGCAAAAGCUGCCCUUCUACGACAUGCUGGACGAGCUGAUUAAGCCCACCAGUAUAGCAUCGGACAACAGCCAGCGUUUUCAGGAAACGUGUUUUGCUUUUGCACUAACACCACAGCAAGUCCAGCAGAUCAGCAGCUCAAUGGACAACUCGGGGACCAAAUGUGACUUCUCAGUUCAAGUACAGUUACGGUUUUGUCUGUCAGAGACUAGUUGUCCUCAGGAAGAUCACUUUCCACCCAGCCUGUGUGUGAAAGUGAACGGGAAGCCGUGUAACCUCCCGGGCUAUCUUCCUCCUACCAAAAACGGUGUGGAGCCCAAAAGGCCCAGCCGGCCCAUCAACAUCACCUCACUGGUCCGAUUGUCCACCACGGUCCCUAACACCAUUCUGGUAUCAUGGACGGCUGAGAUCGGCCGGAGCUACUCCAUGGCGGUCUACCUGGUCAAGCAGCAGACAUCCACAGUGCUGCUACAGAGACUACGCUCCAAAGGAAUCAGAAACCCAGACCACUCCAGAGCCCUCAUCAAAGAGAAGUUGACAGCAGACCCAGACAGUGAGAUCGCUACCACCAGUCUACGGGUGUCGUUGCUUUGCCCGCUUGGAAAGAUGCGCCUGAUGAUCCCAUGCAGGGCGCUGACGUGCUCCCACCUGCAGUGCUUCGACGCCACUCUCUACAUCCAGAUGAAUGAGAAGAAGCCCACCUGGGUGUGUCCCGUGUGUGACAAGAAGGCCCCAUUCGAGCACCUCAUCAUCGACGGGCUAUUCAUGGAAAUUCUCAACACCUGUGUAGACUGUGACGAUAUCCAGUUUAAGGAGGAUGGCAACUGGGCCCCCAUGAGGUCAAAGAGGGAAGUGCAAGAAUUGUCCUCAACUCCAUGUAACGGUGUGGAAGGCUCUCGUCGGACUCCAGCCGCGGGAGAACAUAGUGUGGUGUCCCACAGCACCAGUGACGGUGCUCACAGCAGGCAGGUGGAGGUGAUUGACCUGACCCUGGACAGCUCCUCCUCUGAGGAGAGUGAUGACCCGCCUCCCCCACCCAAGAGGGUCUGCCCAUCCCUGUCGCCCACCUCACCACCCCCCAUCAGCAAUGGAGUGUUGAACCUGCACCACCAAGCAUCCCCGGUGAGCCGUACCCCCAGCAUGCAGGCGGUAGACAGCAGCUACAUCCCUCCAGUACCACCCCUCAUCCAGGACUACCGGCAGUACUACACACCCAACGACCUGUCGGAUCUGAAUUUUUUCUCCUUCCUGCAAGGUGACAAUCAGCAUUACAACAUGGUGAUGGCGGCAGCGGCGGCCGCCUCAGCAUCAGAUGACCAUGAGCUGCUCCUCAACCGCUUCCUGCCAUUCGGCUCCUCCUCCUCACAGCUGUUCCUGGACCAAUCGAGCGUUGCUUCCGCCGGCUCGGUGCCCCUGGCCACUCAUGGCAGCAGCAGCUCAAGCAGCAGUAGCAGCAGCCUGGUGUCCUCCAGCAGCCUCAGAGACAGCACGCUCUCCCACAGCAGCUCCCACAGCAGCACACACUUGCACACACACUCUGGCGUAAUGGGCAGGACCAGCUCCGAAGUGGCGGCCACCGCCAUCUACGGCGUCAUGCCCGAUGUCAUAUCGCUCGACUGACCCCUGUAGACUGAAGCAACCUGUUCUACAACAGCGGUCAGCGAUCAUGAGAUUAUUUUUGUGACUCGGCUGCUGGACUGAUAUGAGAGCUUUAAGAGCUGUCAGGGUAACUGUUGUCUGUGGAGGACCCUUCACCUGACCCUAGAUUGACAUGGAAACAGUUCUGCAGUUUGUUUCAACACCAAGUGGCUAGACUGGCCACAAAUCAAUUAAUUGUCUGAGGUCUGUGACUUGGUCACACUCAGUAUGACUGAAGUGCUUCACUGGUACCAUUUUGGCAAGAACUGCCUGGAGCAGAAAGAAGGAAUUUUUAUAUGAAAAUUGACGUUGUGUAUAGAGAACAAAAUCUAUUUUCCUCUUUUACUUUUGUACAUAAACUACUUUCUCCUUUCCAAAUGAGUUACUUCAAUGGACAUUUUGAAGUGGACGCCAAAGCAUUUUUUGGUUUACACCGCAUCAUAAAAUGUUCAUCGCUUGCAAAUCACAGCAAUUUUUAUAUGUUUAUUUUUCUUUCAACGGAUUCCAUUUCUAAUGUAAUCCUCGUCACACACAUCCAUUAUAUUACUUUUCUCUGCAUCUGUGUUAUUACCGUCAAAUGUGAUUCACAAACCUGACACUGUCCUCCAUCUAAGGCAAGGUAGAUCAAAAAGACCUUAAGAUAGUUUGGAUGGUUCCAAUGAACAAAUGUACUUUCCAAAGUGGAUCUCUAUACAUCUGUUCCUGUACCUAUUAUUUUUAUUAUUCAUAUAACUUAUCUAACAUAAUAUAUAAACUAUUAAAUGCAUUCCCCGGGGCCUUCAGGUUAUUGUGACAGGGAAAGUGUGUAGAUUAAACCUAUUUUCUUUGCUGGAGUAGUUAAAGGCAGUUUAAGGUGUGAUCGUGAGGGUGCGAUUGAUUGAUUUAGAUACAUCUUUUCAAUACUCAACCAUCUCAAUAGGAACUACACGACUUUCUUAGUCUAUCAGUAUUUCAACUUGAACGACCUUAAACCUUUUACUGAAAAAAUCUGUCCUCUGAUUUUAGUCUCUCUUAGUUUUUCAGGACAACUUAUUAUUUUACUACUUUUACUUUGAGCCUUUUCAGUCUCUAAUUAUUUUGUAGCUUUGCCAACCCCUGCUUUAGAAAAAUGCAAAAAACUGACUUAUGUAUGGAAACUCAGUGCAGGUUAAUCUGUAUGGGACAGUGUGACAUUGCUUUCAGUCAAGUAUUUUCAAAUUCUUUGUUAAGUCUCUGCCAUCAAUUUAACUCUAGUCCAAUUAUUUCAGUGCAAGUUUUUCAGAAAUUAAAUGACUGUUCAAAUAUAUUUUAACUACCAUUGGUGAUAAUAAGCUUUGGAAGAGAGGCUUAAUUUUCAAUAUUGAAUGUAGCAGUAAGAUAUGAUAGAGACUUUUCUAAGACACCAUGCUACCAUUCCAAGUCUAACUUCGCUUUCAUCAGCAACCAAAAUGACUGUUGCCAAGUCACUUGUUCACCCCAUUUGUUUUACAGCCCUUCACAUAUCUUUCCUUUUAAUAACAGGACACAACAACUUUACCCACGUGUUAGGUUUAGGUGUCUUUAGAUUGUCUCUAGAUUUACCCUACUGCCACCAUUGGUGAUAUGAGGUGAAGAAUAUAAAGUUAGGGAUCCCAUGAGGACAGUUGCUUCUAGGGCAGGAAGUUUGAUCUCCCCCCCUCUCCCUCUCUCUCUCUCUCUCUCUCUCUCUCUCUCUCUCUCUCUCUCUCUGUCUCUCUCCCUCUCAGUGUCUCUCUGAUGAAUCUAAAGCGAAACGCUUUAUGUCAGACAGCUGCUUAUAUAAUAUAUAUAUAUAAACAUGGACCAUUCUUGCCAAAGUUAAACAACAGCUGUGUUAGCUGUUUUGAAUUUUAGCAUUUUUCAGUAACUUGUGGUUGCUGUGAGUCAGGUAUCAGUACAGCACUGAGAAUAUAAAGCACAGGGUUUGCUUCAGAUGUGGGGAUGACUGAAGACUUUACAAAGUAUUUUUCCCUCUAGUUGCUCCAAGGCCUUAAAGGUAGACAGUUUUUUUUUAUCCAGCACAAUGCACAGGAUGUAUCCAUGUAGCUUUCUUCUCCUUCCCCAUUGGGUGUAUGAUACAUACUAACCAAUGAGAAUACAGAAUACAGAGGUAUUCCUAUAUAGCUUUGACAUUGUUCAUGCAAAAGUAACACCCUGAAGUCCCAUCUCCCUCUGCCAAUAAUAGAUAAAGAUCACAGCCAUUUUCCAUCUAACUUUGUCUCUGUCUGUCUGACACACAAACACACUCUUAGUUGACACUUCAGCUCUAGAAGAUUGGCUCUCUACAUGACCAUAUGCUGUAUUUUACCAUGUUGUGCAGUAUUUUAUUUAUUUUGUAAUUUAUAUAUGUAUAUAAUAUAUUUUUACACUUUGUUGAUACACAUUGAUAUGUAAAAGAGAAAAAACUUUUAAAGGUUUAUGUAGUUUAUUUAGUUGUGUUUGGACAGUGCUGUACUGUCAAUUGUAGCUUUUAUCAUUCACAUACAUAAUUUUAUAUGUAUGUGUAUUGCAACAGUUAUCUGGCUUUUUUAUAAUGUCCCUAUUCUGGUACUCAACCAAUGAUGGGACACAAUGUUUGCAGUGAGCCUACAAUUUGAAAGAAACGGAUCACUUAAAUGAACUUAUUUAUUUGAACUUAUUCACUGGUCUCAGAAGUUUCCGACAUUAAUUGCACAACAAUAUACCUAUUUACCUUUGCUUUGUCAAAGAUCAAGACUUUGCUGAAUGUAUCCCCAUUAGAACCUUUUUGUUUACUGUAUGCAUGGAAUAGCCCCACCCACUUCAACCCAAAUAGGAUUAAGCGGAGAGCUGUCGGUGUCACGAGUAACCAUAACAAUGCAUUUGAACACCACCUGAAAAGUGAAUGAACAUGUUGCUGCUCAUGAUUUAAGACAGUAUGACUGUUCUGUGUUAGAAAAAGGGAAAUGUUAUAAUGUCUUGUUUGAAUUUCUAAACAUUUAGACCAUUUUGGAAACUGAAAAUUGUGCAAAAGUGGGAAUUUGAAUGUUUUACUGUCUUGUAUCCAAAAAUGAGAGAAUUGAUUGAAAAUUGUGUGGGCCUACUUUAAAGGGAGUCUACUUUAAAAGUCUUUAAAAAUGAACUAACUGAAUCUAAACUCAGAUUAGUAUUCACUCACUGCCUUAACUUCACAGAUUCAGUUUUCAUGUCUCCCUUGUGAGAGAAAGGAAAGGCUUUUCUAGACAAGGAAAAGACUAGUAGGACCAAUGCCAGUUUGUAUAAAGUACUGAGUAAAUAUUUAUUACUUGCAUUGGAAGACGUUGUUUACUUAUUGAAUGUUAUCUGUUCAUGUAGGGAAAUUUAGAUGUAUUAAAAAAAAACCAUUC
This is a messenger RNA of Osmerus eperlanus (European smelt), 5449 nucleotides long. RefSeq names its product E3 SUMO-protein ligase PIAS1-like. Gene Ontology annotation, molecular function: zinc ion binding; SUMO ligase activity; transcription coregulator activity. Gene Ontology annotation, cellular component: chromatin. The coding region runs from base 3 to 2090 and encodes 695 amino acids. The record is from RefSeq and is a predicted model, not a curated record. The transcript has 15 exons. Lineage: Eukaryota; Metazoa; Chordata; Actinopteri; Osmeriformes; Osmeridae. Gene Ontology annotation, biological process: regulation of transcription by RNA polymerase II; protein sumoylation.